Messenger RNA from Ricinus communis (castor bean), 1200 nucleotides. RefSeq names its product haloacid dehalogenase-like hydrolase domain-containing protein 3. The transcript is spliced from 6 exons. Lineage: Eukaryota; Viridiplantae; Streptophyta; Magnoliopsida; Malpighiales; Euphorbiaceae. The coding region runs from base 81 to 1022 and encodes 313 amino acids. The record is from RefSeq and is a predicted model, not a curated record.
AUGGCUUCCAUGCUUUUACCCGUCAUGGUCUCUUUGCCACUCUUCCUAGGAAGACAACAAAUGCAAGGUAGCAAACAGAAAUGGCAGUAAUGGCAAUGAGAACGAAAUUAGCAAGAAUGGUUUCUGAUUUGGUUAAUAAUAAUAGUAGGAAUAAUAGCACUAUCAAAAUUUUUGAUCCCAUAUCAAGAACAUCCUCUACUACUGCUGCUGCUGCUGCUAUUGCUGCUAAUGCAAAUGGUCUGGGCUGGACGGCCCGGUAUUCAUCGUCGGUGGCGGUGGCGGAGGCGGAAGUGGUUGGGUCUAGAGGAGUUGGGAUGGAGAUACUGGGGAUAAAAGAUUACGAGGAUUACAGAAGGUCUUUGUAUGGCGAGAUUACUCAUAAGGCUUUGUUUGUUGAUGCUGUCGGUACACUUGUUAUUCCUUCCCAGCCCAUGGCUCAGAUAUACAGAGAAAUUGGGUUGAAAUAUGGGGUAGAGUACUCAGAGGAUGAGAUACUGAACAGAUACAGAAGGGCUUAUGAGCAGCCUUGGGGGAGAUCUCGGCUCAGAUAUGUAAACGAUGGAAGACCAUUCUGGCAAUAUAUAGUCAGUUCUUCUACUGGCUGCUCAGAUUCUCAGUACUUUGAAGAGCUGUAUAACUACUAUACCACUGAAAAGGCUUGGCACCUGUGUGAUCCUGAUGCUGAGAAAGUAUUUAAGGCUCUCAGAAAAGCGGGUGUGAAGCUGGCUGUUGUAUCAAAUUUUGACACUCGGCUUAGACCAGUUCUCCAGGCUUUAAAUUGUGAUCAUUGGUUUGAUGCUGUGGCAGUUUCAGCUGAGGUUGCUGCUGAGAAGCCAAAUCCAACAAUAUUUCUAAAAGCCUGCGAGUUGUUAGGAGUGAAACCUGAGGAUGCCGUGCAUGUCGGGGAUGACCGUAGAAAUGAUAUAUGGGGUGCAAGAGAUGCAGGCUGUGAUGCUUGGCUGUGGGGAAGUGAUGUCCACUCCUUUAAGGAGGUUGCAGAAAGGAUAGGGGUAAAGGUUUAGGAGGGUUUUCUCACACAAGAAGAUAAGUCUUCUAUCUAUGUACAGGUGAAUAGUGUGGCCUUGCUGUGUUUUGUAGAUAAGAGAAGUGAGGUGAGGCUAUUACUAGUGUGUUCUGAGAACUGAAACAGAUAAAAUAAAAGAGGUAGUGAGUAAUAAUUAAAGCUUUCUCUUUGCUUGA